AUGUCGGCGGUCGCACUCGCCGCUCGGGUCAUUCCGACCCAGUUCGCGCCCCCCGAUGGGCGACAACUCGAUCGUCCGGUCGCGCGCGCCUCUCGCGUCCGGGUCAGCCGCGCGACCGUAUCCCCGCGCGCGCUUCAGAGGGCGGAUGGUGACGACUUCGAGCUCCUCCGAGAGCUCGGCAAAGUGUCCUACGCCGUGGAGCAGCAGGCUGGGGAGGCUACGCUCAAGUGGCGCGGCGGGGACGACGGCACCGUGCCCGACUCCUUCUCCGUGGUCGGCGCCGCGCCACUCGCCGGCGGCGUCGCCGAGAUGAAGCUGUACGCGGGCAAGGUUGUGGGAUGGGAGGGCCCCGACGGCGGCGAGCGAGGGCCGCGAGUCCCCGACGUGCUGCUGAAGGAGUACUGCAACGAGCCCGCGGCGUCGAUGGCCGACGCCGAGGUGGACGCGUACACGAAGCUGUACUCCAACCCGAACGACUCGACGAUCGGGCAGACGUGGGACGGCCAGGCCGUGGGCACGCCCUUCGACCCGGCGUCCAUCCCCGUCGUGCCCCUCAUCGCGUACUUCACGUCGGACUCUGUCGACGGGGUGGGGACCAGUCUGUGGACGGUCCAGGCGUGGGGACCCGGGGGCGUGUCGCGGCUGGCGGAGUACCCGGGAAAACAGCAGGACGUAAAGAAGCCGUCGUUCUGGCCGCCGGUGCAGAGGGUGAGGGACGUCGGACUUGGUCCGAGGCACAGGUUUGUGAGGAACGCGGUGAAGGGGGUGUUGGCGGCGGUGGACGCCAUCCAUCGCAGGAACGUGGCCCACAACGCGAUCGACGCCUCGUCGUUCCAGAUGAGCACCCUCAAGGACCAGAAGGCUGACGAGUUGGAGGUUCGGCUCAUGAAUCUCGGGUUCGCCGGGGAUCUGACCGAGGACAAGAGGCGGGGGGACCUGAGGUGCGCGGCGAUUGUCGUCGCCGAGUUGGUCUUCUCGGCGCUGUCGGCGGCUGGAUCGGACAAGGGCCGAACCUCCGCCGCGGCGAUCCAGCGGCUGUUCGAGCAGGUCUUCUCGCUGGACAUGACGCAGGCGAGGGAGUACUGCGUGGAGGAGCCCGAGUGGGAGGCUGUGGUGGAGUUCUGGGACUACCGGGACAGGCAGGGCGACGGGUGGGCGCUGCUCGGAGACAUGUGGCGGGGCGAGCUGUCAGCUGAGGAGCUGCUCGCGCGCGCCGAGGCGAUCGAGACCCCGUACGACUGA
Messenger RNA from Micromonas commoda, 1242 nucleotides. RefSeq lists its product with no specific name. The transcript has a single exon. Gene Ontology annotation, cellular component: chloroplast. The coding region runs from base 1 to 1242 and encodes 413 amino acids. Gene Ontology annotation, molecular function: ATP binding; protein kinase activity. Lineage: Eukaryota; Viridiplantae; Chlorophyta; Mamiellophyceae; Mamiellales; Mamiellaceae. The record is from RefSeq and is a predicted model, not a curated record. Gene Ontology annotation, biological process: protein phosphorylation.